AUGGCGUCCCUUAAUGCAAACUCCACCAUCCCUCCUCCUUCCCUGCAAUACCUCGAAAGAGGUUACGGAGCGAGCAGUACUCGAUCGAAUCUGCUGCCUGCCACUGCGGCAACAGAUUUUGGAUCCGGCUCAACACCAGGCAACCCCAUAGACACAUCACCGCUGGCACAAUCCGCCGCACACAACGGUCGCUUUAACGAGGAGUGGGACGCAAGCCAGCGGGGCAGUUCGAUCAUCGACGGUCCAAUGCAGCGGUCCAACUCUGUCAUGUCGCAGGGCGACACCCUGAUCCCGUCGAGGGGAGGAACUCUAAAGAAGAAGGCCUCCCUGCGAAGAACAGGCUCCUUGAAGAGAACCUCGAGUCGCCGAAGCUCGAGAGCUGGGAGUGUUCGAAGCCUGGUCCUCCAAGCUCCGGGAGACAUAGAUGAAAUGCAUAGUGCAUUCUUCUCUCCCGUACCUACCAGCGGCAAUCCGACGGAAAUCCUAGCAAAUAGAUUCCAAGCUUGGCGCAAAGUCCUCAAGGAUCUCAUUACAUAUUUCCGAGAGAUUCAAGCGAGCUAUGAUCAUAGAUCAAAGACCCUCUUAAAGAUUUCAAAUGUCAUCAACAACACCUCUGCACCGCCCAUAUUCCUCCAAUCCAGCGGCCUUGAUGAUGCUGUACAGGUUCUACGCACUUACCACAAGUCUUCCGUCAUGGAGGCCAACAAGUCGAAAGAAAUUGAGAAUGAUGUCAUUCUGGCCCUUACUGGACUGCGAAGUGAUCUAAAUCAGAAGAUCAAGGAGAUCAAGAACCUCUCUGGUGAUUUCAAGAACUCGGUGGAGAAGGAAAUCGAGAAUACGCGCAGAGCCGUGAAUGAUCUGCAAGAAGCAUUGGGACAGUCUGAUGUUGACACCGCCCAGAUGACUGGAAAGAAGGACCCAUAUCUGCUUAAGCUUGCUGUGGAUCGCCAAGUUGAGAAGCAGAUCGACGAAGAGAACUAUUUACACCAAGCGUAUCUCAAUCUCGAGGCCUCUGGGCGAGAACUUGAGGCUAUCGUCGUUGGCGAAAUCCAGAAAUCUUACAAUGCUUACGCUGGUAUAUUAAAGCGUGAAGCAGAUGCGGCUUAUUCUACCAUGGAAGAGCUGCGUACUGGUCCUAUUGCUAUGCCAAAGGACCAUGAAUGGAAUGCCUUCAUUAAGAAUGACGAGCACUUUGUGGAUCCAGGUAUACCUGUCCGAGAAGCUCAGAAUAUUCAUUACCCAGGCAGGGAUAAUGAGCUUGCACAGGAGGUACGAGCGGGUCUCCUGGAACGGAAGAGCAAAUAUCUCAAGUCGUAUACAGCUGGUUGGUAUGUACUUUCGCCAACUCAUCUCCAUGAGUUCAAGUCUGCGGAUAAGACCGGAGCUCCUAUUAUGUCUCUGUACCUGCCUGAACAAAAGCUGGGGUCUCAUUCCAGCGAGGGCUCUUCUUCGAACAAAUUCAUGCUAAAAGGUCGUCAAACCGGAUCUAUGCACCGCGGCCAUUCCUGGGUGUUCAGAGCCGAGUCAUAUGACACAAUGAGCGCUUGGUAUGAUGAUAUCAAGAUAUUGACAUCGCAGUCCCCUCAAGACAGACAAAAUUUUGUUCGCCAGCAUGCUCGCAGUAUCAGUGGAAACUCGCAGAAGGCUGGCUCGAUAAGCUCUGAUGGGAUUAUGGACGAAGAGGAUGAGGAGCCAUUUUCUGCUACCAACUCAGCUGUUGUGGCCCCGGGACCAAAGCCAGACGAGCCAAAACGUCCCCAGCCAGGUGGGCGAUUUCCUUCUCAACUGUCCAUCGACACGUUGUCACAAAGAGGCUUACAAGCUCCUCUCUCGCCAUCUAGUGGAAGUUCCGGUUUCGGAGAUGUCCAAGAUCGCAAUGUAGUUGCUGCUGCUAGCUCUUUGCCCGGUAGUGGAGUAGGAAACCAUUAUGGAGCCGAUCCAUCAUCCCCUACACAUGCUGCUUUGGUCAACCGACAAGCCGAGGAAGACGGCAUCAAUCCUUACACAUCUCAACCAAUACAUAACGCCGCCCAGAAUCACACUUCAAACGUACCAGCCGUUGGUGGUCUUGCUAUCGCUGGGGUUGGAGCUGCUGCAGGAGUUGCAGGCUCAGAAGCAUACCGCCAUCACGAGGAUGAAAAAGCUGCGGAAAUGUACCGACAGGAACAAGAACAACAAGCGGCUCUCGAAUCAUCAGCUGUUGCUGCACCGGAUACCUACGAGCACGAAUCCGAACGAAAGGCAGCACAUGAGGCCGUCAUAUUUGCAGCUCCAGAUGUCCCUAUCACAUCUUCGAAUUUCAUAUCUGGCGGACGUAGUCAAGGAGAUGUCAGCAGUGUCGGCACUGAUUUGACGAAGGGGGCGUUCCUGGAGCAGGCUCCAAACGGACCCAAAAUCACAGCAAACCCGUCGGAGGCUGUGCUCAGACCUUUGACUGAGGACACCCGACCAAGUCUGGCUGCGGGGCAGAAUCACCAAAGUGUGAAGAGCAUCAGUCAAUUGCACGUCCCAGGCGAGUUUCCAAGGACCAAUACGGAGUCC
This is a messenger RNA of Hyaloscypha bicolor E, 2541 nucleotides long. RefSeq lists its product as uncharacterized. The annotation marks the transcript as partial. The transcript is spliced from 6 exons. NCBI's taxonomy places the organism in Eukaryota, Fungi, Ascomycota, Leotiomycetes, Helotiales, Hyaloscyphaceae. The record is from RefSeq and is a predicted model, not a curated record.